Strigops habroptila (Kakapo) is the source of this 4774-nucleotide messenger RNA. It is a transcript of the gene CD93, whose product is annotated as CD93 molecule. NCBI's taxonomy places the organism in Eukaryota, Metazoa, Chordata, Aves, Psittaciformes, Psittacidae. The transcript has a single exon. The coding region runs from base 325 to 2019 and encodes 564 amino acids. The record is from RefSeq and is a predicted model, not a curated record. Gene Ontology annotation, molecular function: calcium ion binding.
AAAACCAUCUGCUGCGUGAGCAAGUAGCUCAAGCCCUCGAAACCCAAACCAAAAAGGAACACGGCUGGUUUUAACUUCAGAAUAGCGUUGCCAGCCCCUUCGCAGGCAAAGCUUUAGGAUGGGAGCGAGGAGGGAAAGAGGAAGACAGCGAGGCGACCGCCACCAAGCAGCGAGCCGCACCACGCUACAGGAAACCAUAGCCUCCGGUGAUAAAUAGGAGACCCGGAAGCACAGGAUGCACGUAGGGCGAGCGCGGCAGGACGAGGGGAUGUGAGCCGGCGGCUGUCGAGUCCCCCCCGUCCGUGCGUCCGUCCGUGCAGCGGGAUGGAUGUCACCCGGCUGCUGGCGCUGCUGGUGCUGGUGGUGCCGGUGCCCGGCGAGGAGGAGGCCGCGGUGCUGUGCGCCGGUACCGCCUGCUACACGCUGCACCGCGCCAAGCUGGACUGGAGCAGCGCGCAGGAGCGCUGCCGGCUCAACGGCGGCAACCUGGCCCCGGUGCGCAGCGACGGCGAGGCCGCGCGGCUGCGGGACCUGCUGGCGGCCGCCGGCUGGACGGGCCCGGCCUGGAUCGGGCUGUCGCUGCUGCGGGGCCGCUGCGUGCAGCCGCAGGAGCCGCUGCGGGGCUUCGCAUGGGCGGCGGGCGGCGAGCACGGCAACUACUCGUCGUGGCUGUCGGAGCCCGCCGUGACCUGCCUGAGCUCCCGCUGCGUCAGCCUGCGGCCCGCGGGCUGGGCCGACGGCCCCUGCCGGGCCCCGCUGCCCGCCUUCCUCUGCAAGUUCAUCUUCCAGGGCAUGUGCGGGCCGCUGCCGCUGGCCGCGCUGCACCGCGUCACCUACAGCACCCCGUUCGGCGUGCGCAGCGCCCGCCUGGCCGCGGCCCCCUUCGGCACGCUGGCCGAGGCGCAGUGCGACGGCAGCCACGGCGCGGCCUUCGCCGUCUGCAAGGGGACGAUGGAGGGGGGCGGCUUCGCCUGGCACCCCCCCGGUCCGCUCUGCCCCACCGCCUGCGCCCACAGCAACGGGGGCUGCCAGCAGCGCUGCCUGGAGGAGCCGGGGCAGCCCCCGCGCUGUGCCUGCCAUCCCGGACACGUCCUGGCUCCCGACAUGGUGUCCUGCGUGCCCGAGGAUGCCUGCAACCCCAACCCCUGCCAGGGGACGUGCCGCGGCCAUCCCGGGGGCUUCGAGUGCGGCUGCGAGGAGGGAUACACCCUGGCGCCCGAUGGACGAAGCUGCGUGGAUAUAGACGAGUGCCUGGCCGGGCCCUGCCAACACGAGUGCUACAACACGGCCGGCAGCUUCGUUUGCCUCUGCCGGCCCGGCUACCAGCCAGAGGCGCCAGGUAGCCCCCUCUGCAGCGAUGAGGAUGAGUGUGCCCGGCCUGGCGUCUGCCCCCAGCUCUGCAUCAACGUCCCCGGCUCCUUCCAAUGCGCCUGCCGGCCCGGCUACAAGCGCCAGCCCGGGAGCAGCGAUGCCUGCCUGGACGUGGAUGAGUGCCUGCAGGAUCCCUGCCCCGGGCUGUGCCGCAACCUGCCUGGCAGCUACGAGUGCCUCUGCCCACCCGGCUUCCUCCUGGAGGAGGAUGGACACGGCUGCCGCCCUGCACCCACCGCCGCAGAGGAGCCCGCGGGGGUCUCCAGCAGCACCCCGAGGACCACGGGCAUCCCACGGACCAUGGGCAUCCCUCAGACCACGGGCAUCUCCCGGACCACGGGCACCCCAUGGACCACGAGCAUCCCUCACACCACAGGCAUCCCCACUGGGACAACGCCACUGCCUCCCACAGCAGUAGGGUCAGCUCCCGGCGCCGAGCACAGCGCCGAUGGCCCCAGGCUGCUCCUCUACUACAUCCUGGGCAGCCUGGUAGCCAUCCUGCUGCUGCUGGCCUUCGCCCUGGUCCUGGUGGCUUGCAGGAGGAGGGAGGCCAGGAAGGAGAAGCGGCCGGCUAAGAGCGCGGCCGACAACUACUGCUGGGUGCCUGAGCAGCCGGAGAGCCGUGGGGCAGGCGGUGAGCGCAGGUAACAGCGCCCGGGGCAGCGAAGGGGGAGGAAAAGCCUCCACGCGACAGAGCUGGUUUGCAAAUGGAAAAAAGAAGGAAAAGGAUGGGGAAAGGGGGGAGGGGGGAGGGGUUGAUGCUGUCUGUUCAACACGGGAUUGCAUGUCCGAGAGCCUGUCCUGGGGUUCCUCGUGAACCGGGAGCUGAUCUCCCCCACAAAGGCAGCGCUGGUGGGAAGGCAGAUGGAAUGUGUCCUGUGGUUUAUAGAUCAGCGCUGCUCCUCUGAGGGAAGGGAUAACAGGGACAGUGCUUGAGGUGAAAGUGAAUGGGGUUGAAUUUGCCUGCCAGGGCUGCUCCUCAGCUCUGCAGAACCUCACUGCGCUUAAAAAUAGCAAAUUAAAAAGACUGAUUUUUCUUCCUAAAGGAAAACAGUUCACAUCGGUUUUCAUUUGUUCACAUUUCACAGGUUCUCCCUGUGUUUGAAAUGCUGAGAUGCAAAAGCAGCAGCUUCCCUGCCCUGUCCUUGCAGCCCCCCCCAAUCCUUUGCCAUCCCCAAAGCACUGCCAGUCCCCCCAUCGCCUGCCUGGCAGUGGCCAGCCUGCAUUCAUCCCUUGGGUUUGCCUUGUCCUCCUUGAAACGAGUCUGAAUCCGCCUGUGUUUCCCCAGGACAAGCACUGGUUACUGCAGCCACAAGCAGAGGGUGGUUUCAGUGCUUUUUUGUUGUUAAAGAUGUCACAUCAGAGGUGAUGGAAUAAACCUGUUUAAAACCACAGCAGCAGCCAGCUUCUCAUGAGGAGCAGACACUGGUGGAGUGAUCAGUCAUCCAUCCCUGCAGCUCCCAGGGGGUUUGCACUGGCUUUGGAGAGCAGGACAGUGAUGCUUCCCCAAGGAAUUGAGUCCCUUUACCUUAUUCCACCCCCUGAGCUCAGGAAGUCCAUAGCACAGGGAAAACUGUAGACAAGGAGAGACCAUAUGGUAAAUAGGUAGGAAAAACGAGGUUUAGAAGCGUCAUGUACCUGUUUCCUGUGUGUUCAGUGUAAAAAUGCUUGCAAAAUAGAGAAAACAACACUCUCCUUCACAUACAGCUGGAUGUGAGAGGACUUCUCCUGGUGGAUCAUACUUUUUGGGUAGAAGCCCUUCCUGACAGCUUGGGGUCCAGGCUAAGCGCGUUUUCCAACCCUUCCCCUGUAAAGAAUACACUGGAUGUUGUAUAUUUGCUCAUUGUUUUAUAUAUAGCUUUUAACCUUGCUUCACAGCAGAAGCUUUCUCAGGGUGAAGUUGUUCCACAGCCUUCCCCAGGUACCUCACUUCAGAGAGCUCUUUAUACUCAGUGAUUCCAGACUGUUCCAGCAUGAAUCCUUCCCCAAGGCCCAAGAGGGCACAGGGGCCAUUCCUGCUUCCCAUCGAGCAGUGUUUACCCACAUUUCACAAGGCAAAAGGGUUCUAGAGGAGAACAGACAUGUUGUUUGGAGGGGACAUGAGUUUCCUGAAGUUUCUGCUGGGUUUAUUGUCUCCUUGAGACUUAAUUGCUGCAGAGAUGGGAACUGAGCACAAAGGAGUUUGCUGCACGCAGCGACCUGCAUCCUGUUCUUCCAUGUGUGGAGGAAAAAACCCCUUUCCUGCUGGGUUUUUUCUGUCUUCAUGUCUCCAUUGUGAAAUGACCCAAACAAAAACAAAACAAGGCAGGAAAAUGUGGCUGAUAUAGAAAGGUUUUAAUGUUCUGCCCUAAUGUGCUUCCUUUUCUCCACGCAGUGGCUGAGAGAAGCAGUGAGUGCAGCAGUGGUAUUCUUGGAUGCCCCACAGAAAAUCCCUGUCUGUGUUCUGAUAAGCCAGCAAAGCCUCUGGAAUACAUGAAUAAAUUAAACCAGUGAAAAAUCCUGCUGAAAUCAGUGGGACAACCUACAUCCAUAACAUUAUGCCUGUGCUGCUGGGCUGUGCCAGCUCUAGGUCCCUGUGGGAAAAAGCAGGCACAGCCACAUUUGCUUUAUGGAAUUUUCCAGAUGUUUGGAGUCUCCAGAAUGUUUCUGCCUUAUUUUUUAAUUAAGGUAUCAAGUAAUUGUUGUAUUCCACUAUGAAAAAGGGAAAAGGAAGCACAAGUGUGAGCCUGAGUGUUAUAAACCGUGUUAUUUAUUCCAGAAAUUCCUCAGUAAAACCUAUAAUUCCAAUUUCUGUUACAACCUUUGUGUAUUCCGGGGUGUGUACUUUUCACAACGGAGUAUGGGAGCAGGUCUAGCCUAGGGAAGGCUAAUUUGUGCCUCGGUUUGGUUUGAGGUCUCUCUGGUCGAAGAUUUCCUGAUGUAGCAUCCUUCAUCCCGGUGCAGUUACAUGUGGAUAAUCUCAUGUCUCCUUUUCUUCCUGCCACAAACCCAGCAGGAAUGUUUUGAUCCAUUCCUCAUUGGAGUUAUCCAGGGGCCUGGGGAAUCCCAUUGGCUAAAGCAGACAGGAACAGAGACGGAUCGUUUGGUACCCUGUCUUACAGCUGGAGGAGACAGGAUGUUCAUCCCGGCCCAAGGGGCUUUUCCCAGGGGACCGGCACAGCUACCUCUGCUCCCCGUCCUUCCAUAGAAACAAGGACAAAGCCAGAGCUACAACUGUCCCACUGCCACCACAGCAGGACAGGGCCGAUUUGCUUUGUACAUAUCAAGUGGUUUGUGAUGAAGUUGUAUUUUUACAGUCCACCAUUAAGACAGUUGCCUCUGCCUUGAAGAAUGAGGUUGUCCAAUGCGUUGAUCAACUCUGUGUGUUGCUUUUCUGAUGAGACACAAUAAACCCUGACCAGAA